AAACCUUAAAAGUUAAAACCCAAACCCUCGCGAAUUGAGGUGACUAUCACUUUCCCUCUUUUCUUUCUCUCUCAUCUCUGAACCCAAAUUCGAGGAUGGCGGAAGACGCUCCUGCAUCGGAAACCUCCGUCACAAUGCCUCAUCCGGCGGAACCGGUGGCUGUCGACGGAACCCUAAACUCUGAGGAGAACGACAAGAGUGGAGUCACCGUCGACACCGCCGCGCAAGGCGGCGAAGAGUUGGCAUCGAACGCUGGAACUUCCGGUGAGGCGUCCGGUAGCGAUCCUCAGAAGUCUCUGGAGUUGGCGAAUGAGCUAAUGGAGAAGGGAAACAAGGCAAUGAAGGAGAACGAUUUUGGAGAAGCAGCUGAUAACUUUAGCCGUGCUCUCGAAAUCAGGGUUGCCCAUUAUGGUGAACUUGCUCCCGAGUGUGUCCACACGUACUACAGAUAUGGGUGUGCACUUCUGUACAAGGCUCAGGAGGAAGCUGAUCCUUUGGCGGAUGUGCCCAAGAAGGAUGAUGGAUCUCAACAUGGGUCCAACAAAGAUGGGUCUGUGAAGAGUGCUGUGAAUGCUGAAUCUUCCACUGCAUUUUUUCCAAGCAAUGCUGAGCAGGAUGUGUCUUCGAAUGACCAGGGUACAGCAGUAGAAGAUGAGUCCACUAAGAACGACCAGGAAGAAGAUGAUGAGGAUAGUGAUGCUGAAGACUUAGCAGAAGGUGAUGAAGAUGAGACUGACCUGGACCUGGCAUGGAAAAUGCUUGAUAUUGCUAGAGCCAUUGUUGAAAAGCAAUCUGUCAAUACAAUAGAACAAGUGGACAUAUUAUCAACACUGGCAGAUGUUGCAUUGGAAAGAGAGGAUUUUGAAACUUCCCUCUCGGAUUACCAAAAGGCACUAUCCAUCUUAGAACAGCUGGUUGAACAAGAUGAUAGAAAAAUUGCUGAUUUAAAUUUCCGCAUAUGCUUGUGUUUGGAGGUUAGUUCUAAGCCUCAAGAAGCAAUUGCUUAUUGUGAGAAGGCUACAUCUGUUUGUAAGGCACGGUUACAUCGUCUCACAAAUGAAGUAAAGAGUUGUUCAGAUUUGACAUCUGCUUCUGAGUUAGCUCUGGAUGUAAAAACGUGCCCUGGAUCUGAGUCUAAUAACUCAGUUGCGGAUAAACAAGCAGAGAUUGAAACGCUCAAAGGUCUAUCAAGUGAGCUGGAAAAGAAGCUUGAAGAUCUGCAACAGUUAGUCUCGAACCCAAAGUCAAUUCUCUCUGAGAUCCUAGGAAUAGCAGCUGCCAAGGCAGGUAGUGUGAAGGAACCACCUCCUGGAAAAGUGACUUCCUCACAGUUGGCUACUGCCAACAGCAGUGGAGGUUUUGACUCUCCAACCAUUUCAACUGCCCACACCAACGGAUCUGGUGGAGUCACACACCUUGGGGUGGUAGGAAGAGGAGUUAAGCGAGCAUCAAAUGCCAGUGCAGCAGAAGGAAGCGCGCAAAAGAAACCAGCAUUAGAAUCCACUGAAGACAAAGGUGAUGGCAACGCAUGCUGAUGUAGUAGGCCUUGGUUCGUAUGUAUGGUGUGUUUAAUUUGAACUUUGAAUGCUACCAUACAGUUUGGUGACACUUCGAAGUAUUGAUAAGGACAUUUUAAGGGGAUUGAAUGUUUUCAGGGAAAGUGUUAUGCCAUAUAUUCAUUUUUCUCGUUGA
This is a messenger RNA of Cajanus cajan (pigeon pea), 1692 nucleotides long. RefSeq names its product Tetratricopeptide repeat (TPR)-like superfamily protein. Gene Ontology annotation, cellular component: nucleoplasm. NCBI's taxonomy places the organism in Eukaryota, Viridiplantae, Streptophyta, Magnoliopsida, Fabales, Fabaceae. The record is from RefSeq and is a predicted model, not a curated record. Gene Ontology annotation, molecular function: histone binding. Gene Ontology annotation, biological process: CENP-A containing chromatin assembly; DNA replication-dependent chromatin assembly.